Molecule: messenger RNA, 1108 nt
Organism: Paramecium pentaurelia
Lineage: Eukaryota; Ciliophora; Oligohymenophorea; Peniculida; Parameciidae
Source: the annotation of a GenBank genome assembly
AAUGGAUCACUAACAAAAUCAGUGUCAACAUAUAGAUCUUAUUCCUUUUAAUAAUAAGUUCUUUUGUAGAUAAUGUGGAAUUCAUAUGCCAGAAGAUGGAAGCAUUGGAAUUAAAGCUUAAAAUUUUAGUUUUCCAGGUUAUCUAAAUCCAAUAUAAAAUUUGAAGAAACAAUGGAAUCGUGCAGUUCCAAUAGGAGCAUUACCAGGAGAAUAUUAAAAAGUAUAUAUGUUAUAAAUUUAAUAGCAACGAUUAUCAUUAAUUGAUUAUAUGAUAGAAUGGAGUGAAAAAUUAAAAUUGUCUAUGAAUUCUUUAUUUCUUGCUGUUUAAUUUUUAGAUUAUUUUGUAUCAUAAAAGAAAGUAGAUCCUGUAUAAUAUAGAUUAUAUGGUUCUACUUGUCUUAUGUUGGCAGGUAUCUUUUUUUUAAAUAUUUUAGCUAAAUCAAUUGAACUGGAUGAAAGAAUUCCCUUCAUUAGUAAACUAAGAAGAUAUACCUAUUUACCCUAUGCAACAUUAGAUUUUAGAAGAUGUGAAUGUCAAAUAAUUAAAUAGUUGAAUUGGAAUCUACAAUGCACUACUUUAAUUGAUUGGGCUGAGGCAGUAAUCUCUUUAGGAAUAGUCUAUGAAUAAGAUGAAUUAUCUUAAUCAGAAAACAUUUUGAAAGAAAAAAGUACUAACAUUCUUUAGCAAUAAAAUAAUCAAUAAAUAAAAUAAGAUAUAUUUAAAGAACAUUUGGAUAAUGUAUUCAAAUAACCAAUUGGUGUUCCUAAAUAGAUUAAUGAUAAAGUUUAAGAAUAGUUAAUUAAACUAUGUGUUUCUGUUCUUAAGGAUGGAACAUUUUUGGAUAAGGAUCCAGCUGAAUUGACAGUUUCAGUAAUUGGAUGUGCUAGAAAAGCAAGUGGAUUAAAAAAUUCAAUGUAAAUUAUCAAAUAUAAAAUAGACCAAAAUGUUUGUUUGAAUUAUUAGAAAAUGUAGAACCUAAAUUUUAAGAAAGUUUAACUGAUCAUUUUAUAAAAUAAGUAAAAUAACCAACAAGUGUUUUGGGACGAGCUUUUACAACGGACUUAGAUUUUUUUAGUCUUUAAAAUUACAAACAUAGAAUUGUAUGAU